AGGCGCGCUCUGUCUCGGACUGACACCGCAGAGCCGCCGCUGAGAGGAGCAACCGGCCCACAGCUCCACACCAGACAAAAUAGGGAUCUUUGUCUCCACUCCUUCCAGCACCAGUCACCUUCAGACCCGCAGACAGCAGGGAGCAGCCAUGCCUUUCGGUAACACGCACAACGAGUGGAAGCUCAAGUACUCUGCGGAUGAUGAGUUCCCCGACCUGACCAAACACAACAACCACAUGGCCAAGGUGCUCACCAAGGACAUGUACGCGCGCCUGCGGGACAAGCAGACCCCCAGCGGCUUCACCCUGGAUGACGUCAUCCAGACCGGCGUAGACAACCCAGGUCACCCGUUCAUCAUGACUGUGGGCUGUGUGGCUGGAGACGAAGAGACCUAUGAGGUGUUCAAAGAGCUGCUGGACCCAGUGAUUGAAGACCGUCACGGAGGAUACAAGCCCUCAGACAAGCACAAGACCGACCUCAACGCAGACAACCUACAGGGUGGAGAUGACCUGGACCCAGCCUACGUCCUGAGCUCCAGAGUGAGGACGGGACGCAGUGUUCGUGGGUUUGCUCUGCCACCACACUGCAGCCGCGGAGAGAGACGCGGCAUCGAGAGGCUCUCCAUCGAAGCCCUGGACUCCCUGAGCGGAGACCUGAAGGGGAAAUACUACGCUCUGAAGAACAUGACUGAGGAGGAGCAGCAGCAGCUCAUUGACGACCACUUCCUGUUUGACAAACCCGUGUCUCCUCUGCUCCUGGCCUCUGGCAUGGCUCGCGACUGGCCCGACGCCCGCGGCAUCUGGCACAACGACAACAAGACUUUCCUGGUGUGGGUGAACGAGGAGGACCAUCUGAGAGUGAUCUCUAUGCAGAAAGGAGGCAACAUGAGGGAGGUGUUCAACCGCUUCUGCACCGGACUCACCAAGAUCGAGAACCUGUUUAAGCAGCGCGGACACGACUUCAUGUGGAACGAGCACCUGGGCUACGUCCUGACCUGCCCCUCUAACCUGGGCACCGGGCUCAGAGCCGGAGUCCACGUCAAACUGCCCAACAUGAGCAAGCACCCACAGUUUGAGGAGGUGCUCAAGAGGCUCAGGCUGCAGAAGAGAGGCACCGGUGGAGUGGACACCGCGGCGGUGGGCGGAGUCUUUGACAUCUCUAACGCCGACCGUCUGGGCUUCUCAGAGGUGGAGCUGGUGCAGAUGGUGGUUGAUGGAAUCAAGCUGCUCAUUGAGAUGGAGAAACGUCUGGAGAAGGGUCAGGCCAUCGACGACCUGAUGCCCUCCCAGAAGUAACUCUCCUCUCCCCCCUCCCCCUCCUCACCCCGUACACUCCUGACUGACUGUCCUGAAUGCACUGUACCACGUUUGGUUUGCUCUAUUUAAGAAACGGUUGCUGUAACGGAGGAAGGAUCUGCAGUAAAUAAAAAUGUUCAACAGUCAAA
Boleophthalmus pectinirostris (great blue-spotted mudskipper) is the source of this 1443-nucleotide messenger RNA. RefSeq names its product creatine kinase, brain a (gene ckba). Bases 149 to 1294 code for a protein of 381 amino acids. Gene Ontology annotation, biological process: phosphocreatine biosynthetic process. The transcript has 8 exons. Gene Ontology annotation, molecular function: creatine kinase activity. The record is from RefSeq and is a predicted model, not a curated record. NCBI's taxonomy places the organism in Eukaryota, Metazoa, Chordata, Actinopteri, Gobiiformes, Gobiidae.